AUGGUUUCUCUGUGUCAAGCUUGCUCUUCGACUUCGACUACUCCACUGCUUGUGGCGAAAAGGGUGUUUUCCUUAGCUUCAUCGCCGUUUGGACACAAAAACCCUCCUCGCCAUUAUUACAGCUUCAGAGGAUUCAACUCUGUUUCUGCGUCUACUUCAGUUUGUCUCGAUUCAAAGGAAGUGAGAAGCAAUGGUUUGGUGGAAUUGGAGUAUGCAGAACUAAACCUCAAGUAUAAGAUAUCUGAGGAAGUGGGUCAUGCGAGAAUCAGACAGCAUGUUAAUCCUCUCAGUUCAUCUUUCUCUACUCCAGCUCCAGUUCCUGCUUGGGAUGGAGUUUAUAAGGAUCCAUCGUUGCCUCUUAUGGUGGAUAUUGGAAGUGGUAGUGGCAGAUUUCUCCUAUGGCUAGCCAAAAAGAAUACUGAUUCUAGAAACUACUUGGGGUUAGAGAUACGCCAGAAACUGGUCAAGCGCGCCAACUUAUGGGUGAACGAGCUCGGACUUUCAAACGUACACUUCAUAUUUGCAAAUGCCAUGGUAUCUUUUGAACCACUUAUAUCGAGCUAUCCUGGACCAUUGGACUUUGUCUCAAUCUUGUGUCCAGAUCCGCAUUUCAAGAAACGACAUCAAAAGAGACGUGUUCUCCAAAAGCCUUUGGUGACUUCCAUUAUUCAAAACCUAAAACCCGGCGGAAAGAUCUUUAUACAAUCAGAUGUGCUCGAAGUGGCUCAAGACAUGAGAGAUCAGUUAGACAAGGAAUCAAAUGUUCUUCAACAUGUGGACACAGUUGACACAGAGGAAGGUUGGUUAAUGGAAAACCCGAUGGGUAUAAGAACCGAACGAGAGAUACACGCAGAAUUCGAAGGUGCAAGAAUCUACAGAAGACUAUACCACAAGAUUCAGGUUACAUGA
This is a messenger RNA of Arabis nemorensis, 909 nucleotides long. The record is from the annotation of a GenBank genome assembly. Lineage: Eukaryota; Viridiplantae; Streptophyta; Magnoliopsida; Brassicales; Brassicaceae.